This is a messenger RNA of Lolium perenne, 1484 nucleotides long. Its product is annotated as cytochrome b5 domain-containing protein RLF. The record is from RefSeq and is a predicted model, not a curated record. Gene Ontology annotation, cellular component: cytoplasm. Lineage: Eukaryota; Viridiplantae; Streptophyta; Magnoliopsida; Poales; Poaceae. Gene Ontology annotation, molecular function: heme binding; cytochrome-b5 reductase activity, acting on NAD(P)H.
CGCUGCUUCCGUUCCGCCUCCCUCGACAUCGCUUUUGCCCCCUUCCUUGUUCGGAAGGAACCAACGUGGUCACCGAGGCCACCGUUCUUCCUGCUGCGAGCGAAGCCGUCGGAGACGCGUGCGGUGAGUGGCAGUUGGCGGCGGCGGUGGCGGAGUGGACAUCGGGGGGAAGGGAAGGGAAGCGGAAACUUGUGCAGAUAGAUCCUUUUAGUUCCCACAUAUAAUGACCGACCCCUUGCGGUCCACAUGAGGAAGGUCGCAGGAAAAUUAAGGGGUAGGUGGCGGGACGACCAACGACGGUGACCGGCAGCCAGCAACCCCGUUCCUUCCCUGGUACGUAUUCUCGAUCGCCGGCGCCUUCGAUCCCGCCGCCUCCAGAUCCACCUGCAGCAGCCAAUUGAGAGAACUACUCCUCCCACCUCCCCUACACCACCGAUCACCGUGACUUCUCCCCAAAUCCGUUUUCCCCCUCAAUCUGCUCUUCUUCUCCUUUACCUCGCAGUCUGUGGCGCCCGACGCAACUAGCCGGUCCUGCCGAUAUUCUGCCGGCGUGGAUUGAUUUCUCCUCCUCUUGGCCUAGCAGCACUCUUUGCUAACUGGUACGAGUACAGUAUUGUGCUCGAGAUGGCGGAUGAAGACUCGUCCGAUUUCACCUUCUGCAAGGUUGAGCAAGCUGAAAAUGGUGGUCAUUUGGAAUCCCCUAGUUCCAUCACUGUGGCAAACAUGACACUCGAGGAUGUUGAUGGUAAUGGUGCAGAUAUUUCAAAAACUAAGAAGAUCCAGGGUAACACGGAAACAGACAAUCCAAUUACUGAUGGAAGAUCGCUCCAGGACUCCAGCAUAAAAGAACCAGUUGUACCAAAGAAUAGUGGAGAGUCUGUGCAAUCAAAUGUAUCACCUCAACCAAAAUCUUCAAAAAAAUCUGCAGUAAGGGCAAAGGUUCCUUUCGAGAAGGGCUUUAGCCCCAUGGACUGGCUUAAGCUAACUCGCACACAUCCUGAUCUGGCAGGGCUUAGGGGGCAGACAAACCGGAGGCUAAUAACUUUGGAAGAAGUUAAACAGCAUAAAACUGGAGAUUGUAUUUGGACAGUUCUAAAAGGCCGUGUGUACAACAUUGGUCCCUACAUGAAAUUUCAUCCUGGAGGAGUUGAUAUGCUCAUGAAGGGCGCUGGAAAAGACUGCACUGCUUUGUUCAAUAAAUACCAUGCCUGGGUAAAUGCAGAGUUCCUCUUGGAGAAGUGCCUCGUCGGAUUCCUUGAUCCCAGUGAGUAGAUUGUGAUCCAACUAGUUAUUAGGUACAGCUUGGUCCAUGUGGAGAUGAUCUGAAGAAUUGUAAACAGUGCUUUGCUGCAUUAUAUAAUGGCGAUAGAUUAUGCCUCUCGAAUUCGAGGACCCUCUUUACUAAAAAAAAGGUGAGAUUUUAUGACGGAAAAUAGCGGAAGAAACAGAUUUGAUGAUAAUUCUUGUAUACAAGGUUGAUUUUG